AUGCAUUCCCACCCACAAACGUCAGGAACCUCUGAGAACAAUGAUCAUGUGCCAUCGAUAUUAUCUAGCCAAGAGAAAGUGGAUUUCCUAAGAAAAUGUUGCGCGUCACCAAUUCUUCGUUUUAUUCUGCAUCUGUUAUCGGAUCGACGUCAGGAAUCACUGUGUUCGUGGUACGGUGGGCCGUUUGGUGUGAAGAUAUGGAACACACGCAAAUUUACCGAGUCGUACAAUGCUGCCAUGGGAACAAAGAUGAACUUCACGAAUAUUUCAAGAGCACUACAGGCCUGUGAACAUAUAACUAUGGCGGCAGUUCGGCUGUGGAAACGAUUGAAACAGGGCGAAUAUUCGUUCUUCCCAACUACACCGGUCAUGGAACAGUCCACCCCUGCUCACUACUACGAUCGAGUGUCCUACCGUACACCUCCAUGUUCUGGAAGUCGAAACACUGUCGAGAAAAGGAAGCAGACUGUGCACGAAGAUUGUCGAAAAUUGAACAACUUUGAUGAGUUGGCCGAAUGGCAAAAAUGGAACACGGAAUCGUUUGCUGAGAUAAAU
This is a messenger RNA of Ostertagia ostertagi, 555 nucleotides long. Lineage: Eukaryota; Metazoa; Nematoda; Chromadorea; Rhabditida; Trichostrongylidae. The record is from the annotation of a GenBank genome assembly.